AAAACUAGAGAGAGAAUGUAGAGAGAGAGAGAGAGAGAGAGGGGGGGGCAUGAAAUAUAUGUCUCCGAAGCUACUCUUCUUAUCUGGCGUCCAUUUUCAAUUCUCUCUCCACUCUCCAGCUACUAUAGCUUUAGAGUGAGAAACCUAUAGAUAUUGAUCAUAUCUAUAUAUAUAUAUAGAGAGAGAGAGAGAGUAGCAGAGGACGACGAGAAUGGAUCCGUGCCCGUUUGUUCGGCUGAUAAUCGAGUCGCUGGCUCUGAAACUACCUUUACGAACUAAACCGGCCGUUCAAAAGGUUUCCCCUACAACCACGCCGUGUUAUUGUACGGUCCGACUCAAGAAUUUUCCCUCCCAGACCGCUCUCCUCGCACUCUCCUCCGCCACCGUCACCAACACUUCUCCGCCUUCCUCCACCACCUCCGCCGCCGGCUUCCACCUCGACGCCGCCGCCAUCCGCCGCCUCUCCGGCAAGCCUUUCACCCUCCGCCUGUCGGUCUACGCUGGCCGCAUGGGUCGCACGUGCGGAGUCUCGUGCGGGAAGCUACUGGGGCACGUCCACGUCAGCGUUAACCUCGACGGCGCGGAGUCGAGAGCCGCCGUGUUUCAGAAUGGGUGGAUGAAGCUCGGGAGUGAACAGGAGAAGCCGACGGCUCGGCUGCAUUUGACGGUUCGGUCUGAACCGGACCCGAGGUUUGUGUUCCAGUUCGGUGGCGAACCGGAGUGUAGUCCGGUGGUUUUCCAGAUUCAGAGGAACAUCCGGCAGCCGGUUUUCAGCUGCAAGUUUAGCGCCGACCGGAACGCUAGAUCACAAUACCUCCCAUCGGAUUUCACUGUCAACAAUAAUAGAGGAUGGAUGAGAACAUUUUCUGGUGAAAGAGAGAAACCGGGAAAGGAGCGAAAGGGAUGGAUGAUAAUAAUCCAUGACCUCUCUGGCUCUCCGGUUGCAUCUGCCUCUAUGAUCACUCCCUUUGUGCCUUCCCCAGGGUCUGAUCGAGUCUCUCGAUCAAACCCUGGUGCAUGGCUCAUUCUUCGUCCCCAUGGAUUCUCUUUUAGUAGCUGGAAGCCUUGGGGCCGCUUGGAGGCUUGGCGAGAGAGAGGACCUAUUGAUGGCCUUGGUUACAAAUUUGAACUUGUUACAGACACCGGUUUGGCUAGUGGGAUUCCUAUUGCUCAAGGCACAAUGAGUGUGAAAAAGGGAGGACAAUUUUGCAUCGAUAGUAGAUUGAAAGAUUCUGCGCUGAGUUCAUUGUCGCCAGUUCGAGGAUUUGUGAUGGGUUCAAGUGUGGAAGGCGAAGGAAAGGCAAGCAAACCUAUGGUCCAAGUAGGGUUGCAACAUGUAACUUGCAUGGCAGAUGCCGCCCUAUUCAUGGCACUUUCAGCCGCCAUUGAUCUUAGUAUGGAUGCUUGUCAACUUUUCUCUCAAAAGCUUAAGAAGGAGUUUUGCCAUGAUGAACAAUUCUGCUUCUCUUAAACCCUUGUUGCAAACUCUCCCUUCCAAAGAGCGGUUUAGCCCAACAGUAGGAUUUGUCAUCAGCAUCCCUGGUGGCAUGAGCUCAAGUCAUGAAAACAGUCUCUCCAGAAUUAAAAGUAAUGCUAUGUAGAUCCUGCCCUCUCAAACUCCACCUUAACGGUAGUCUCAUUUAUGGGGGUUGCCCUCUCAAUCUCUUCCAAAUUUUCUCUUCAUAUGCAGUGAUAACCAAUGAGUUUUUGGUUCGAGCAUUGAAGAUAUUUCCAUCUUUUUCCCAAACUAUUUCAUCCAAUUUUUUCCCACCACACAAAAAUAUAUAAUUUUUUCCCCAAAUGAGAGCUUGCCCUAUGAUUUGGUGUGUGAAUUUAAUCUUGUUAAUUAGGUGCCUUUUUUUUUUUUUUUUUUUUUUUGGGGGG
This is a messenger RNA of Camellia sinensis, 1884 nucleotides long. RefSeq names its product DUF1005 family protein (DUF1005). Lineage: Eukaryota; Viridiplantae; Streptophyta; Magnoliopsida; Ericales; Theaceae. The record is from RefSeq and is a predicted model, not a curated record.